UAGUUAUAUUAUAUAUUGUGGUGAAUUGAAAUGAAUAGUUUGUGUCUGUCUGACACAUUGUGGAGGAAAAAACAAAGGAGAAAAUGGAAGGCAAUUACAGACAGGUCACAGCUAAAAACCGUACCAAAGUGCUGGGAAGAAGGGAACAACCAAAUGGAAGGUGCCCCUUAAUCAUAGUUCACAUGUGAUUAGCAAUCCUAAUCAAUACAUUUACCCUUUCCUUUCCCAUUCAUUAGCUUUGUGUUUAAUCACCAACUUUGGCCGGCACCGCACCUCCUCUCUCCUUGGUUUGUUCUCCUUCUCUUUCCUUUCCUUUUUCUUUUGUGAAGAAUCAAUCAGUAAGAUCCCAUCAACCGAGAGGGAAACGAAGCAUUUCUUAUAAUGGUGUGUAAACCUCCCAACAAUUGACGACGAAAGAUCGAAAGUGGCAGUGGGGUACGAAGGAAAAAGAAAAGAAUGGGGCGGAAAAUGAAGAAAGAAAGUAGAAAAGAAUAAGGAGCAGAUGAAAGUGGUAGAUGUGGGAAAUUCCUUAAGGAAGGAAUAGUUUUUGAGUAUGGCAGUUAGGUUUUGAGUAGGUUCCUCAACCAUCAUGGCCCCAUGGGGAUGAUCGCCUUCACCAAUCUCAGCCGUCAGAUUUGGGGAAGCGUAGAACUCUCACUUAAAUACACGUGCUGCUUUCUCUUCUCAUCCAUCUCUUGCAUGGAUUUCUCCUCUAAAUAUAGUCAAGCUUACACUCUAAAACAGACACACAAGCUCUCACAACACAACCUUCCUUACUUCAUUUCCUUUGCUUUCUUCGUGUACCUAUUAUUAGUAUCACAGGUUACUCAUCACACCCAAUUCCUUUAAACCUCUCUUACCUUCUUCUUUCUUCUUCAACAACUCUAAAGGGAAGGUUAGUAGAUACAGAUGUUUACUGGGUCUUCUUCUUUUCCACUUUUCAUGCUUCGGAUCUUGUUCUUGCUCCUCAAUUCUUCAAUUUCUGAGUGUUGAGAGAUCAGGAACUGCCGCAUCAAUUCGAGCUCUUGGAUUGAUUUUGUUUCUUGUAAAUGGAAGCUAAUCUAGCCUCAAGACAUGUUUGCAAGCUCUGUAAUAAGAGCUUUGCUUGUGGGAGAUCCUUGGGAGGGCAUAUGAGGUCUCAUUUGACCAAUAACUUAGUUGAUUCUGAUGAGAAACAUAGCAGAACAAGCCUUCAAUUUGCUGAUUUCAGUGCUGGAAGCGUAUCAAACAUGGAGGAGGAGGAGGAGGUAGAUUUGGAAGGUGGAAAUCUAGCUGGGUUUGGUUAUGGUCUUAGAAAGAAUCCCAAAAAGACUCAGAAACUUGAGUUUUUAAGUGAAGAAUCUUCACUCCAAGACAAGUUCUGCAGGGAAUGUGGUAAAGGGUUUCAAUCAUGGAAGGCUCUGUUUGGUCACAUGAAAUGCCAUUCUGAAAGAGUUGUUUCCAGUAGUCAAGAGCUGGAAGAACCAGAUUCCCAUAUCACUGAUGCUAAACAGAAGCUGGUGAUGGAUAUCCAAUCUGAUAAUGAAAUUGAAGCUCCUAACAACAAGAGAAAGAGAUCAAGAAGAAGAAGAACAGCCCAAAUGGGCACGGAAAAUUCAACGACCUCCUUCUCUUUUGCCACUGAUUCCUCUGUUUUUGAAAUCCAGCAAGAACAAGAAGUUGCCAUCUCCUUGAUGUUGCUUUCCAUGGACGUGGGGAAUUGGGUUGGCUUCAAUUCUCCAGUUGAGUCCUCAGAUAACAAUUCAAAGUUUCUUGAUACCCCAUCUGCCGUUGAGAGGAAAACCUCUGUUUCCAAUAAACUCAAGGUGAAGAAAAUGGAGUCUGAAGUGAAGAAACCAGAGCAAAGUUGUUCUGCGUUUAUGAACAAGGGAAAGAUGAUAGAUCAAAGAGGUGGAUCUAAAUCUUUCCCCCCAAAAAAUGACCAAAACCAAGCUAGAUUCAGCUCUGAUAUGAUCGCAAAAUCCGGAAAGAAGACAUUAGCAGAGUUUUGGGAUUCAAAAAUCUGCAAGAAACCCAAAAAGAGAAGCAAAUUUGAGUGUGAUAUUUGCAAUAAGAUCUUCCACUCAUAUCAAGCACUUGGUGGGCAUAGAGCAAGCCACAAGAAGCUAAAGGGUUGUUUCGUUGAGUCAGCCAUGGAAGAAUACGAAGAAGAAGAAAUAGACAGCGAGCGCAGUGCAGAAAUGGCGAUUUCUGCAUACCCAACAGCCGAAAACAAGCUUUCGAAAGGCCUCAACAAUGGCGAAAUGGGUUAUCAGAUUCCAAAAAAGAGCAGCAAACACAAAUGCCCAAUUUGCGAGAAAGUGUUCGCAUCAGGUCAAGCACUUGGUGGGCAUAAAAGAUCUCAUUUGAUCAGUGGAUUCAAAAACAGAGCAACAAUUCAAAUUCAAAAACAAGUCCCAGAAAUCAGGAGGUUUCUGGACCUGAAUCUUCCUCCUGAACCAGUCGAAAUAGAAAACAAGAACCACAAUUUAGCAUCAUUAAAGCACCCAUGGUGGGCUGCAGCUAAUGAACACAAGCACGAGGCUCUUGUGAAUGUGGGAUUUCAUAUCUAAAUUGAUAGAGACUUGAGAGAUUGUAUAGUGAUCAAUACUUUCUGGGUAUCAUUUCAUUUCAUUAAUUCUUUUCAUUUUGGUUGAAGA
This is a messenger RNA of Cucurbita pepo subsp. pepo (vegetable marrow), 2639 nucleotides long. RefSeq lists its product as uncharacterized. The record is from RefSeq and is a predicted model, not a curated record. NCBI's taxonomy places the organism in Eukaryota, Viridiplantae, Streptophyta, Magnoliopsida, Cucurbitales, Cucurbitaceae.